Prosopis cineraria is the source of this 661-nucleotide messenger RNA. RefSeq lists its product as uncharacterized. The transcript is spliced from 2 exons. The record is from RefSeq and is a predicted model, not a curated record. The coding region runs from base 215 to 574 and encodes 119 amino acids. Lineage: Eukaryota; Viridiplantae; Streptophyta; Magnoliopsida; Fabales; Fabaceae.
UUUUCCCUAUUUAUGAGUUUCUUUCAAACCUCUCUCUCAUUUGCUGAGGUUGUGCGUUCCCAACGAGUUCUAGAUCAUCGCUGUAUCAGUCUAUCUUCCGUCGCUGUUCACUGUUCCAGAUCGUCGUUCGCCACUGUUCGUUGUUCCAAAUCAUCGUCUGCUGCUGUUCAUUGUUCCAGAUUAGUGUUCAUCGCUGUUUGUUCAUUUCUGUGUCAUGUCGCGCCAUCUGUCUCUGUUUUUGCGCUGCCAUCGCCGUCACCGCCAUCUCCUGCAUCACUAUUCUAGAUCUACAUUGCUAUUCCAGAUUUGUGCGGCUGCUGUACACCGGAGGAAGCGACACCGUGAAGACCUCCGUUGUAGCCGUGUGUCAUUGCUGUACAGUCGAGGAAGCAACGCUGCAAAGACCUCCGCUACUGCCGUGAAGACUUCCGUUUUCUGCCGUGAAGACUACACUGUGAAGGUACCUACACAAUUACAAGGUUGGGAGUGUGGAUACUAUGUUAUGAAGUUUAUGAGAGAAGUAAUCACACAACAAGAGUUGAUCAUUCCUGAAAAUGUAAGUCAAAAACUUUAAAAUUAAGUUGAUAUAAUGUUAAUUCCUUAUAUAUUGCUUUCAUAUCUUGUGUAGUAUUUUGUUGGAGUAAGAUGUUCGUAUUUUACU